AUCGGGCUAGGGCCGAAGGAAAUCACGCACGGGAGGCCGGGAUCGGCGUCGGAGCGGCGACAGGUCGGCGGGUUGGAGUCGGACGCUUGAGUCGCCGGCGGGAAGGGGCGGCGGAGGCAGGUUCGGCCUCAGCAGGCGGUGGCUGGUUCGGCGGCGUCGACUCGGGCGGGAGCACGACGGGUUCGGCUCUGGUGAGUCGGAGAGUCGUCGGAUUCGGAGCAGGUGGAGGCUGGUUGGAGGUCGUAUACGGCUUGGGUCUUGUUCGUUUGAGGUUAGAGAAUCUUCGACUGAAGCCGAGAUCAAGAUCGGAAGAGAUGUCGCCUUCGAAGAGUGAGAAGAUGGAUCGUUUUGCUGGUCCGGCCCGUCUCAUGAUUGUUUCUGAUCUUGACCAUACAAUGGUUGAUCAUCAUGAUCCGGAGAACUUAUCGUUGCUCAGGUUCAAUGCAUUAUGGGAAUCCAAUUACCGCCAUGACUCUCUACUUGUUUUCUCUACUGGAAGGUCACCAACACUGUACAAGGAGCUUUGGAAAGAGAAACCGUUAUUGACACCAGAUAUAACAAUCAUGUCUGUGGGUACAGAAAUAACUUAUGGUGAACGGAUGGUUUCUGAUAGUGGCUGGGAGAAAUUUCUAGAUGAGAAAUGGAAUCGUGAUAUUGUUGUUGAGGAAUCAUCUAAAUUUCCACAACUUUCAUUACAGUCAGAAACAGAGCAGCGGCCACACAAGGUUAGCUUUUAUGUUCAGAAGGAGAAGGCCGAGGUACUGAUGAAGUCUCUUAAGGAGAUCUUGACAAAUCGUGGGCUUGAUGUGAAGAUAAUUUACAGUGGUGGCAUAGAUCUUGACAUAUUACCACAAGGUGGUGGAAAAGGCCAGGCACUGGCAUAUUUACUCAAAAAAUUCAAGGAAGAUGGGAAACUACCACUCAACACUCUAGCUUGUGGUGAUUCUGGCAAUGAUGCUGAGCUAUUUAGCAUUCCAGAAGUUCAUGGUGUGAUGGUCAACAAUGCUCAAGAGGAACUAUUAAAGUGGCAUGCAGAAAAUGCUAAGGAUAAUCCUAAGAUAAUUCAUGCAAGUGGGAAAUGUGCUUCUGGGAUUAUAGAAGCUAUAGGCCAUUUUGGACUUGGUCCUAAUAUAUCUCCUAGAGAUGUUGAGAACCUAUCAACUUGCAAGCUUGACAACUUCAACCCUGGACAUGAAUUAGUGCUCUUUUACUUGUUGUAUGAAAGAUGGCAUCGGGAGGAAGUUGAACAAUCUGCUACUACUAUUGAGAUCAUGAAGAAGAUUACUUCUCACAAUGGUGUGUUGAUUCAUCCUUCUGGAGUUGAGAGACCUCUUCAUGAAUGCAUAGAUGCCUUUUCUGCAUGUUAUGGUGACAAAAAAGGCAGGCAGUUUCGAGUAUGGCUGGAUAGAGUUUCUUCUACUCAGAUUCAUCCAGAUGCUUGGCUUGUGAAAUUUGACAAGUGGGAAAAGUCAGAUGAAGGGCGGCGAUGCUGCCUAACUACCGUAGUGCUGAAAACCAAGGCAGACACGCCUGAAGGACUCAUGCUGGUACAUGUCCAUCAGACUUGGAUGGAUGGCUUUGCUGCAAAAAAAAACUGGUUCUUCUAAUAAUGCUUUGCAGUCUUGUUUGUAAGUUUCCUCAUUAAUCUGCUCUUGUUGUAAUAAAGUUCCUUUGUCUAAAACAUAGAAGCGUGACUGCAUGAGUCUGUUUUUGCUAUAUGGUAUCUAAGCUUAUAUACGGUUGCUGAAAGGUUGUACAUCUCUUCAUCAAUCUACGAAAUGAUGCAAGAAAUCUUAUUUAUUCUGCUUGUAAGAGUUUUGUUCAUAUUAAGGCUAGAAUUUGUGGUGGCAAUUUGGUGGAAA
Molecule: messenger RNA, 1862 nt
Organism: Dendrobium catenatum
Lineage: Eukaryota; Viridiplantae; Streptophyta; Magnoliopsida; Asparagales; Orchidaceae
Product: sucrose-phosphatase 2
Exons: 9
Coding region: 315-1607 (430 amino acids)
Biological process (GO): sucrose biosynthetic process
Molecular function (GO): sucrose-phosphate phosphatase activity; magnesium ion binding
Source: RefSeq, a predicted model, not a curated record